AUGUGUUUGAGUGAAGCUUAUGAAGCUAUCUCAAAAGAACCUGAGCUGGAUUCCAGGACCUACGAUGAGGUGGUUAAUGAUGUGUAUGCGGACUUGUACAUGGUCAUCAAAUAUCAAUCAAAUCCUGGACCACCACAUUGGGUAGAGGUUAAGCAUAUACUCAAGUAUCUGAGGAGAAUGAAGGAUUAUAUGCUAGUUUACCAUAAUGAGGAUUUGACAACUACUGGUUAUACAAAUUCUGAGUUCCAGUCAUAUCAUGAUUCCCAAAGAUCUAACUUAAGGUAUGUCUUUAGCUUGGGUGGUGGAACCAUUAGUUGGAGAAGUGUUAAGCAAUCUUGCAUUGUUGAUUCCACCAUGAAAGCUGAAUAUGUUGUUGCUUGUGAAAUGGAAAAGGAAGCUGUUUGGCCCAGGAAGUUCUUGAUGGAUCUUGGUGUUAUGAGGAUGGAGCAAAUUCCUAUUACAUUGUUUUGUGACAAUAGUGGAGCGUUGCACAAUCUAAGGAACUGA
Alnus glutinosa is the source of this 507-nucleotide messenger RNA. Its product is annotated as secreted RxLR effector protein 161-like. The transcript has 2 exons. The record is from RefSeq and is a predicted model, not a curated record. Lineage: Eukaryota; Viridiplantae; Streptophyta; Magnoliopsida; Fagales; Betulaceae. Bases 1 to 507 code for a protein of 168 amino acids.